UGGUUAACGGCGUAAUACUCAAUUACGUGGAAAUUCCUUUUCGUGUUUUAAAAUUAUUCAUAUCUUCUUUUUCUAUUGGACGCAGAGUAUUUUCUUUGGCUUAUUACUUUUCUUUUCUCCCUUGUACUCAUUGAUUUAAUAAAUAAAUAAUAAAAGUCUGCCGAAGACUUCGAUUUUUCAAUUCUUCCGUUGGCUCUUUCUUCUUCAGAUCACCACUUCUUCUUCUCCUUAUUAUAAUUAGCAGAGCCGGCGGCCUCGCGGAAGUCGCUGCUCUUGCUCUUCUUCUUCUUCUUCGUCUCCUUCAAUUUCUCUGUGAGUUGUGUACGGAACAGUAACAGCAGCAGCCAUGCCGUCGCAGGAGUACAUGGACAAGAUGCAGGGGCGCCAGAACUAUCGAAAUCUCUGGCACUCUGACCUCAUGAGCACCAUUCAGGCUGACACUCCCUAUUGCUGCUUUGCGGCUUUUUGUGCGCCAUGUGCAUCAUACUUGCUCCGCAAACGGGCUCUCUAUAAUGACAUGUCAAGAUAUGUAUGCUGUGCUGGUUAUAUGCCCUGUAGCGGUAGGUGUGGGGAAAGUAAAUGCCCUGAAUUUUGCCUAGCGACCGAGGUUUUCCUGUGCUUUGGGAAUUCAGUGGCCUCAACCCGCUUUUUGUUGCAAGAUGAAUUUAAUAUACAGACAACGCAAUGUGAUAAUUGCAUUAUUGGUUUCAUGUUCUGUCUACAACAAAUUGCGUGCAUUUUUUCCAUUGUUGCAAUGAUUGUUGGAAGUGAAGAAAUCUCAGAGGCAUCUCAGUUACUGAACUGUUUGGCUGACCUGGUGUAUUGCACGGUCUGUGCAUGUAUGCAGACCCAACACAAGAUCGAAAUGGACAAACGUGACGGCAAGUUUGGGCCACAACCUAUGGCAGUGCCUCAAUUCCAGCAGAUGUCUCGCAUUGAUCAGCAAGUUCCUCCCUCAGUUGGGUAUCCACCUCAACCGGCAUAUCCACCUCAGCCGGCGUAUGGGCAACCUUAUGGCUAUCCACCUCCCCAGCAGGCUCAAGGCUAUCCACCAGCUGGUUAUCCUCCAAGUGGCUAUCCACAUUCUGGCCAUUAACUCUAGGUGAUUUUUGAGUUCGAAUCACCAUUUGUGGUGGCCUCUGUAUUCAAUUGUGUUACAUGUUGUUGGUUUGCAAGUAUUGUCACCGUGAAGUUCCAACUUGUGCAUCGACCGUGGCUCUUCUUGGAGUUUACUUGCCAGAUGGUUGACUGAUACAGUUAUUUUAUGUUUUUUGGUGCUUUGCUUUUUCACCACCUUAAACUUGAACAUUCAGAACCUUAAUAUACAGACGCGAGCUUCUUGUCCAUCAUUU
Prunus persica (peach) is the source of this 1352-nucleotide messenger RNA. RefSeq lists its product as uncharacterized. The record is from RefSeq and is a predicted model, not a curated record. The coding region runs from base 347 to 1096 and encodes 249 amino acids. Lineage: Eukaryota; Viridiplantae; Streptophyta; Magnoliopsida; Rosales; Rosaceae. The transcript has 8 exons.